Rhodotorula toruloides NP11 is the source of this 522-nucleotide messenger RNA. RefSeq lists its product as uncharacterized. NCBI's taxonomy places the organism in Eukaryota, Fungi, Basidiomycota, Microbotryomycetes, Sporidiobolales, Sporidiobolaceae. The transcript has 3 exons. Bases 1 to 522 code for a protein of 173 amino acids. The record is from RefSeq and is a predicted model, not a curated record.
AUGCCUCCCAAAAACGAGCCCACGCCCAUCGUCGAGCCUAUCCAGGGCCAGGGAACGAAACCAUCGCCUGGCCAGCAGCCUAUCCACCCCUCUCCCGUCGUUGACGAAGGACCCUCCGACUCGACUAUCCCGCCGAACCAGCGCUCUUCCGACACUCAACGACCAGGCACGCAAGACGCCUUGCGAGGACAGGGAAACUCGGCUACCAACACCAACUUCUCGAGGGAGGACUAUGCGCCCGCUCUGAGCGAGCAGCAGAAGCAGGAUAGCGAGUACAAGAAGGCUGAGAUGCAGCAUCGGCUGGGAAGACCGGGCGGGAAGGACGACUUCAGGCAGACGGGGGCGAAGAGCGGGCAGGGAGAACCGACGCCGGGAAAGCCUCACGCCGAUCCGAACACGAAGGGCAGUCUGAUCGAGGCAGGGACAACGAUGGCAGGCGCAGGAGGAGCCGAUUCGGGCAUUGAGAAGCAGGCGCACGGAGCGGACGUCAGGAAGGGCGUAAAACCGAAGCCGAAGCUGUAG